Molecule: messenger RNA, 2619 nt
Organism: Sphenostylis stenocarpa
Lineage: Eukaryota; Viridiplantae; Streptophyta; Magnoliopsida; Fabales; Fabaceae
Source: the annotation of a GenBank genome assembly
AUGGCGGCGUUGCUCGGAGCCUCCUUCAUGGCCAUCUCUGCUUUCUACAUUCACCGCCGCACCGUCGAUCACGUCCUCCACCGCAUCGUUGAACUCCGCCACACGCCACUUGACGCCUCAGACGACGACAGCGAUGACGACGAUGACGAUCGGAGCGGGCUCGGAGCCGACGACGGUGAAACGGAUACGGACGUCGAUCUCAGGGACUAUCGCCGAACCUUUUCGAGGUCCGUCGACGACACCUCGAACGUUCUUCGAAACUAUAGGUUUUCGUCUUCGAUGCCCAACGUGGUUUGUGCAGCGGAUUGGUUCCACGAGAACACUAAGAAUCGUGCCUCGUCGCUUGAAAAUCUUCAAUUCGCUCCACUAGGGCUUCCGUCUCUUCGAACGGGUUCCACCAAUGGUGAGAAUGCUCAGAUUUCGCGUUCGUAUAAGAGGAUAGCAUCUGUUGGUAGAAUUAUGACUCCAAGAUCACCAGGGCGUAACACAUUUGAAAGUGCCGAGGAUUCUGAUGAGGAGGAAACACAGCUUGCUGAGGACAAUCACAUUCAUUUCUCAAAUACUUACGGACUAAAUUCAAACAUGUGCAAUUUGUCUGCUGUUCCAUUCAGAGUUGAGGAUGCAAACUGUGCAAAAAAUCAGAUGUAUGGAGAGGUUUCAGAGGAAGCGAAAGCUGGUGCAGAUAUGAAUGGUGUUACUUCAGCUUCAGUACAUGUAGCUGGGGAUGACCUUGUAUUUGCCAAUAAUGUCUUACCUGCAAGAAACCUUGUGCAAGAGGCAACAAAUAGAGAAGAGGAUGAAGUAUGCAAAAUGAUUCGAGAAUCCUUAGAUUUGCGUAAGAAAUAUGUGUACAAGGAAAAUGUUCCAUUGAAGAUAGAACCUGUGGAAACUAAUUUUGACCCAUAUCAUUUUGAACCAGUUGAAGCAACAACACACCACUUUAGGAUGGAAGAUGGAGUCAUACAUGUUUUUGCUAGUAAAACUGAUACCGAAGAGCUCUUCCCCGUUGCAAGCUCAACAAGAUUUUUUACUGAUAUGCAUUACAUUCUAAAAGUUAUGUCUAUUGGGAAUGUUCGCUCUGCAUGCUACCACAGGCUACGAUUUCUUGAGGAAAAAUUCCGCCUUCAUCUGUUACUAAAUGCAGAUAAGGAGUUUCUAGCCCAGAAGGGUGCACCACACCGGGAUUUUUACAAUAUCAGAAAAGUUGAUACCCAUAUUCAUCAUUCUGCUUGCAUGAAUCAGAAGCAUCUUGUGCGCUUCAUCAAGUCAAAAUUAAGAAAAGAACCCGAUGAGGUUGUUAUCUUUAGAGAUGGAAAGUAUAUGACACUUAAGGAGGUUUUUGAGAGUUUGGAUUUGACUGGAUAUGAUCUGAAUGUUGAUUUGUUGGACGUCCAUGCAGAUAAGACCACAUUCCAUAGAUUUGACAAAUUCAACCUUAAGUAUAAUCCUUGUGGACAGAGCAGACUUCGAGAGAUAUUUUUAAAGCAGGAUAAUCUUAUCCAGGAAGUGUCAGUUUAUACUUUUCGAAUUCAUAAUGGCUUAAGGCCACCAAAAUUCACAGGAAGGUUUCUGGCUGAAGUAACAAAGGAAGUUUUGACAGAUCUUGAAGCAAGCAAAUAUCAGAUGGCUGAGUAUAGGAUCUCUGUCUAUGGAAGAAAACAGAGUGAGUGGGAUCAACUGGCUAGUUGGUUUGUUAACAAUGCUCUUUAUAGUAAAAAUGCCGUCUGGCUGAUCCAGUUACCACGGUUAUACAAUGUGUACAAAAAUAUGGGAAUUGUUACCUCCUUUCAGAAUAUUCUGGAUAAUGUGUUUAUUCCUCUAUUUGAAGUCACAGUGGAUCCAAAUUCUCAUCCUCAAUUACAUUUGUUUUUGAUGCAGGUGGUGGGAUUUGAUCUUGUGGAUGAUGAAAGUAAACCAGAAAGGCGUCCAACUAAGCACAUGCCUACUCCAGCUGAGUGGACAAAUGAAUUCAAUCCGGCAUAUUCUUAUUACCUUUAUUACAGCUAUGCAAACUUGUACACGCUUAACAAGCUGCGUGAAUCUAAAGGAAUGACCACGAUAAAGUUGCGGCCUCACUGUGGAGAGGCAGGUGACAGCGAUCAUUUGGCUGCGGCCUUCCUUCUAUGCCAUAACAUUUCUCAUGGGAUUAAUCUACGUAAAACUCCAGUUUUGCAGUACUUGUAUUAUCUUGCACAGAUUGGAUUGGCUAUGUCACCACUCAGCAAUAACUCCCUUUUUUUGGACUACCAUCGCAAUCCAUUGCCAAUGUUUUUCCAGCGAGGUUUAAAUGUGUCUCUCUCUUCGGAUGAUCCUUUGCAAAUUCAUUUGACAAAAGAGGCACUGCUAGAAGAAUAUAGUGUUGCAGCAAAGGUGUGGAAGCUCUCCGCCUGUGAUAUGUGUGAGAUAGCUAGAAAUUCUGUAUACCAAUCUGGAUUUUCUCACCAGGCAAAGUCACACUGGCUUGGGGAAAAAUAUUUGUUGAGAGGUUCUGAAGGAAAUGAUAUUCAUAAGACAAAUGUUCCCAAUUUGAGGAUUUCUUUCAGAUACGAGACAUGGAAAGAGGAAAUGCAGUAUAUUUAUGCUGGUCAAGCCAUCUUCCCUGAAGAAAUAUACCCGUGA